Molecule: messenger RNA, 1073 nt
Organism: Westerdykella ornata
Lineage: Eukaryota; Fungi; Ascomycota; Dothideomycetes; Pleosporales; Sporormiaceae
Product: glutathione S-transferase-like protein
Exons: 1
Coding region: 311-970 (219 amino acids)
Source: RefSeq, a predicted model, not a curated record
UAUGAAUACACAUGCUACCCUAUUGAAUUCGACGUGGAAAACAACAAUAUAGAGGAAGUGCAGGGCUGUCUUCAGUAGGACGUAGAAAGAGCCCCACUCUGGGGCAGUCACCUGGGCAUGCAUAUGUCAAACCCUAAUUUGUCCAUCGCAAGGGCGCGGCUAACUGGAAACUUCCAAUCGCCCGCGAAGGUGCUCCGUAAAAACAAUAUAAAUAAAGAAAAGCGUCACUACAAGGCCAACCGACAGUUGAUCAAUUUUCGAUACUCAAUUCUCAAUAAGACAUUUGCCGAUACCCCACAUCCUUUCUAAAAUGCGCCUCUACGAGUCCUCCAUCCCAUCCGGCAACGCCUAUAAAGUGUCCCUCCUCCUAUCGCAUCUCAAUAUCCCAUUUGAGACAACUAGCUUGGACAUCCUGGCUACGCCACCCGAGACUCGUCGUCCAGAGUUUCUCAAGAUCAACCGCAAUGGUCGCAUCCCCGUACUGGUUCUUGACGAUCCCAACACUCCUCCCCUCGCAGAGUCGAAUGCUAUCAUCUUCUACCUUGCAGAGACAUAUGGUCGAUUCCUUCCUACCACGGCACUAGGUAGAGCUCAAGUCCUGCAGUGGCUCUUCUUCGAACAGUACUCCCAUGAGCCUUAUAUUGCUGCCUUGAAAUACUGGACGUACUGGGCGCCGGAGCAGUUUGAGGAAAGAGGAGAAAAGGAGGUCAAGCGCAUCAAAGAGAGGGGUCAGGCGGCUUUGGAUGUCAUGGAAGGUCAUUUGAAAGGAGAGGAAGGUGAAGCACCCAGAGAAUGGUUCGUCGGGAAUGGCAUGACGAUUGCAGAUAUUGCGCUUUACGCUUAUACGCAGAGCGCUGAGAUGAUUGGAUUCACACUAGGGGAGAAUGUGAAGGCUUGGCUCGAGAGAGUGCGCAACCAGGAAGGGCAUGUCAGAAUCAGGAAGGACCCCCUGGGCAAAUGUCCUCUUUGAUAGGGUGAGGGUGGUCGGCGGUGAUUCUCUGUUGUCGAGUUCUUAUGUCCCAAGCAAUGGCACGUUUCAAUUUACCUACCUUAUGCCACGAGCUUCAUAGUCG